Thecamonas trahens ATCC 50062 is the source of this 538-nucleotide messenger RNA. RefSeq names its product mitochondrial inner membrane import translocase subunit. The record is from RefSeq and is a predicted model, not a curated record. Gene Ontology annotation, biological process: protein import into mitochondrial matrix. Gene Ontology annotation, molecular function: transmembrane protein transporter activity. NCBI's taxonomy places the organism in Eukaryota, Apusomonadida, Apusomonadidae. Gene Ontology annotation, cellular component: TIM23 mitochondrial import inner membrane translocase complex; mitochondrial inner membrane. The transcript is spliced from 2 exons. The coding region runs from base 14 to 487 and encodes 157 amino acids.
CGCCUGCACCACCAUGGACGGAAGAGACCCGUGCCCGUACCGCAUCCUUGACGACAUUGGGUCGGCCUUUGCCAUGGGCACCAUCGGCUCUGGGGCAUUCCAUGCCUUCAAGGGCGCGCGCGCAGCGCCCAAGGGCAUGCGGAUGGCCGGAAUGGUGGCGGCGGUGAAGAACCGUGCUGCGGUGACCGGCGGGGCCUUUGCCAUCUGGAUGGCUCUGUUCUCCUCGUUCGACUGCGCCAUUGCCGGCGCCCGCGGCAAGGAGGACCAUUUCAACCCGGUGGCCGCCGGCGCCCUCACCGGCGCCCUCCUUGCCAUUCGCCAGGGCCCGCGCAAGGCGCUGCAGCACGGCAUCGCGGGCGGCGCCGUCCUCGGCGUUUUUGAGGGCGUUGGCAUGCUUAUCGAGAAGGUCACCACGUACUUUACUCAGCCGUCGGCGCCGGCCUACCCGUCAGUCCAGCCGGGUCGCGCCGCCGCCCCGCCGUCGUAGCCGUCGGUCGCCUGGCACGACCGCCGUCCGCCCCGCCGCCGAUGCGUGGGC